GAGUUUCUGAUGAUUCCGAUCUAAAUUUUGCAGGACCAGGAUAUAUAUCAAGUUUUUCACACAAGAUCGGAGGCGAACAAAAACUUAUAGUUCAAAGUAUUGAUGACAAUAAUUAUAAUAUCCAAGUAUACCGACAAGAACAACAAUUAUUUUCACGAAAUGCUGAUGUUCU
Messenger RNA from Acaulospora morrowiae, 172 nucleotides. Lineage: Eukaryota; Fungi; Glomeromycota; Glomeromycetes; Diversisporales; Acaulosporaceae. The record is from the annotation of a GenBank genome assembly.